Molecule: messenger RNA, 2091 nt
Organism: Physcomitrium patens
Lineage: Eukaryota; Viridiplantae; Streptophyta; Bryopsida; Funariales; Funariaceae
Source: RefSeq, a predicted model, not a curated record
CAUCGCGUCGCAGUAUCCAGGGCGGGAUUGUAUAUUCCUUCACCACUUCUGUUUGUGAAGAUGUUGCUGCAUUGCUACCAAUGUCUGAUCCCUGCUUGCAUUUGUGCUUCGGGAACUCUACGUGACUGUGUGUCUCUGUAAGCGACCAGAAGACGAAGAAACGAGGAGGAGGUGAAGGAAUACGCGCAUUUGGGCUGAAGAGUAGUAGCGUGUCUGUUUUCUUGGAGUGUCUUAGUGUUGAUGCUGUUCUCGUAGAUUGAAAGUAUUGCAGUUGGCUCUCCUUGCUCUGCUCUUUUUUCCAAUCCCUCCUUGUCUUACAGUUUUUUGGAAUUUGCCUUCCCUUUUUGUUUUGUUUUGUUUUUGUUUUUGUUUUUUUUCUUUUUCUUUUUUGGUUUUGGUUUGUCUGGUUUCGGGUUUUGCCCCACCGACGAGGGGAUCUUGAGUCGAGACUUGAAGGCCUGCAUUGUGGCGCAGUCUUAGUUGGUUGGUGGUUGUAUGGGAGUUGGGGAGUGUUUGUGGUGGGUGAAGUGAUCUGGGGUUGGGUUUCAGGGUCAUCGCAUAUGUGGGUAUGUGGGUUGGGUUAAGAGGUUGCUCUUGGUUGGGGAUUCUGUGUUAAAGUGGUGGUGUGGGUUUAGGAAUUUCGGGGUAUUUGUGAAGUUGAGAGCAUGGGGGCGACGACCAUAGGAAUGAUGGACGCGGCCUACUUUGUGGGUCGCAACGAGAUUUUGAGCUGGGUCAAUAACACGCUAGAGCUGUCGCUGAGCAAGGUGGAGGAGGCGGCUUCGGGGGCGGUUUACUGCCAGCUGAUGGAUGUGGUGCACCCGGGGAUGGUAUCCAUGCACAAGGUUAGCUUCGACGCGAAGUCGGAGUAUGAGAUGAUACAGAACUACAAGGUGCUGCAGGAUGUCUUCAACAAGCUGAAGAUCGGGCGGCAUAUCGAGGUGAGCAAGCUGGUGAAGGGGCGACCCCUGGACAACCUGGAGUUUCUACAGUGGAUGAAGCGGUACUGCGAUCAGAUCAACGACAAUCAGGUGAAUUCCGCGUAUAAUGCGGCGGAGAGGAGGGAGGCGUGCAAGGGAGGGAAGGAGACUAACAGGCGGGCGCUGGGGAUGGGCUAUAGUAGCCAGAGCAGCAACAAGCCUGCAUCCAGUGCGAGUGUGAAGGCGAGUUCUGGUGCAGCCCGGCGGGUGACCACUGAGAACAUGAACCCGAACAUGAAUGGAAAUGGAAGAGGUGGUGGUUCGGCUGGAACGAAUGUGAAUGCGGCGAAGCACAUGAAGGAUCUUGGCAAGGAGCAGGUGUCUGCUGUAAAUGAGGAUUACGUGAAGCAGAUCACAGAGCUGAAGCUGUCGGUGGAGAGUCUGGAGAAGGAGCGCGACUUUUACUUCACGAAGCUGCGCGACAUCGAGAUUCUAUGUCAAGCUCCGGAGCUGAGCCACAUACCGGUUGUUAAGGCUGUGCAAAGAAUUCUAUAUGCAGCAGAGGACGAGCCCUCGGUGAUAGCUGAGGCGAAAGCCAUGAUGGAGGAGUCGGAUCGGGACAUGCUCUCACCAGGAUCUCAAAACAUGGACGAUAAUAAUGAUUUUUUAGGUUAGUGCUGGCGACUCUCUAGCAUUCGCAGCCAAGGAAUCAGCAUACGAGUGCCCACUUUGAACACAUGGAUGCCGCCUCGCGUGCCAGAGUUUCUCAGGCGUGCAUAUCAUUUCCUCCUGUUCGCAGCGGCCUGUCCAGACUUCUAUCAGGCAUAUUGAUCUCGAAUUUUGCUCAUUUACUAUUUGAAUUAGUGGUGUAGUGUAGUGUAGUGUGAUGGCCAUGGGUGACCUUUAGACACGAGCUGUUGGCCUGGAUCUCCGUUCAGAGGCUGCCGCUCUACACAGUCGGCCAACAACAGGAUAGACUCUGUAAAGAAAUUGUACGGUAGAAGUAAGUGGCAUUUUCAGUCUUAAUGUCCUUGAUGGUUAAAGUCCUUGAAGGUUCCAUGUUAAGAGCUGGACAUGAGAAGAUCGUCAAAGUAUGAACACUGGAAGGCUUGUUUCAUCUUACUUGAGGGAGUCGUGUUAAUUGCACAUAAGAUGAACUGUUGGUUGGAAA